Impatiens glandulifera is the source of this 1079-nucleotide messenger RNA. Its product is annotated as N-acylphosphatidylethanolamine synthase. The coding region runs from base 62 to 925 and encodes 287 amino acids. Gene Ontology annotation, biological process: phospholipid metabolic process. NCBI's taxonomy places the organism in Eukaryota, Viridiplantae, Streptophyta, Magnoliopsida, Ericales, Balsaminaceae. The record is from RefSeq and is a predicted model, not a curated record. The transcript has 5 exons.
UCAUAUUCGUGAUUGGGAGAAGGCCGGGAAGAGUGGAGCUAAGUCAAGCUGAAGUUUGAAAAUGGGGGGGCGGCGGCGGACGAUGGAAUGGGCUGCCAAAGCCGACCACCUCGGAGGGUUUCCUCGGAAGAUGAUAGUUAUGGGGGCCGGAGUCUUCGCGAAAGCGGUGGCCAAUCUCCUUAAUACCACAACGGUUCACAAUGCCGACACCCUCAUCCGCCUCGUCCGAUCUCGACCACCUUCUGUUCCCCUCCUUACUGUUAGCAAUCAUAUGUCCACGUUGGAUGAUCCUGUAAUGUGGGGAUUCAAGGGUUUUCCUACCACGGAUGCCAAAUUGGCAAGAUGGGUUCUAACUGCUGAAGAUAUAUGCUUCAGGAAUUCCAUUUAUUCUUAUAUUUUCCGUCUUGGGAAAUGCAUUCCAAUAACAAGGGGUGGUGGAAUUUAUCAAGAAUACAUGAAUGAAGCUCUUGAGCGCCUAAGUGAUGGAGAGUGGUUGCAUACUUUUCCUGAGGGGAAAGUAUGUCAAGAAAUUGCUCCAAUUGGAAGAUUAAAGUGGGGAACAGCUAGUCUCAUUGCUCGAGCACCGGUUACCCCAAUUGUGUUGCCCAUUAUCCAUAGUGGAUUUCAGGAGGUGAUGCCAGAGAAGUUUUUAUUUGGCAGAAAAAGACCACCAUUUCCUUUGCCCGGGAAGACCAUCAAUAUUCUAAUAGGAGAACCCAUAGAGUUUGAUAUCCCUAAGUUGACACAAAUAGCUAUUUCUUCUUCGGAUUUAUCUUUAUCAUCUUCGUCUACUGAUAAUGGAUGGCCAAACCGCCAUGGACUGAACCAGGCUGCUCAGAGACACCUCUACUCCGCCAUGUCGGAGAUCAUCCAGAGUGCCAUGGAGGGUCUCCGAGAAGUUGGGAAAGCAUUCCUUAAUAAAUAAUUUUUAUUUGAAGCUUGUGAUAUGCAUUUCUUAAUUUGGAAUUGGCAAUAAUUCAGCAUUCAGGUUUACCGUUAGUCUUCUUAAAACCAAUUUAUUUGAAGGAAGAUGAUGAUUAUUAUGAAUACAAUUCUUUUUAAAUAUAUAUAUAUUUUGA